Messenger RNA from Quercus lobata, 1514 nucleotides. Its product is annotated as probable purine permease 11. Lineage: Eukaryota; Viridiplantae; Streptophyta; Magnoliopsida; Fagales; Fagaceae. Gene Ontology annotation, molecular function: purine nucleoside transmembrane transporter activity. The record is from RefSeq and is a predicted model, not a curated record. Gene Ontology annotation, cellular component: membrane. The transcript has 2 exons. The coding region runs from base 109 to 1275 and encodes 388 amino acids.
CAAUCUAUAUCAAAUCGUAGAUAAUUGUUGUCUUGACAGCUGUGUAGUAGGUAAACAUAAAGAAGGAUGAACAUAUAAGCCUUUUUGUUUACCAUCCUCUGGAUCUUCAUGGAGCCUGCUCAAGAGCUGCAACAAGAUACUCAAGCCGAUGACAGAGAGCAAAACUCAAAUAAAGGCACUUUUGUUACCAACCUAAUGAAACUUCCUAGACUCAAACAUUACAAGUGGUGGCUUCGUAUUGCCUCUUACACUUCCUUUGUUGUUGCCGGCCAGACUGUAGCGACUCUCUUGGGAAGAUUAUACUAUGAUCAAGGUGGGAAUAGCAAAUGGAUGGCAACAUUGGUUCAAUCAGCUGGCUUCCCAAUUUUACUUCCUCUCCUAUUCUUCUUCUCACCAUCGUUAAGAUCCACUGCAAGCACCCCCUUAAACACUUCCUCUACAAAAUUGCCACCUCUCUCCACCCUUACCUUUCUCUACUUUGCUUUUGGCCUGAUGUUGACAGGUGACAACCUGAUGUAUUCAUAUGGACUCUUAUACCUCCCUGUCUCUACUUAUUCUCUACUAUGUGCAACUCAAUUGGCCUUUAAUGCCCUCUUCUCAUUUUUCUUCAAUUCACAAAAAUUCACUCCCCUUAUACUCAACUCUCUUGUCCUUCUUACCAUUUCAGCAUCCCUUCUUGCAGUCAAUACCGACUCUGAAAACAUGACCGGAAUCCCCAAAGGAAAGUAUGUAAUUGGAUUCCUUUGCACGCUUGGUGCAUCUGCAACAUACUCAUUAAUGCUAUCCUUAAUACAACUGUCUUUCCAAAAAGUUAUAAAAACAGAGACUUUCUCUGCUGUAUUGGAUAUGCAAAUAUACCCGUCAUUUGUUGCAACUUGUGGCUGUGUGGUAGGACUUUUUGCAAGUGGAGAAUGGAAAAUUUUGCGGAAUGAGAUGGAGAAUUAUGGAAAAGGAAGGGUAUCCUAUAUGAUGACUUUGAUUUGGACGGCUGUGACAUGGCAAAUUUCUUCAAUAGGUAUGAUGGGGUUGAUUUUUGAGGUAUCUUCACUCUUCUGUAAUGUCAUCAGCACAUUGGCUUUGCCUGUUGUUCCCAUUCUUGCGGUAGUGUUUUUUCAUGACAAGAUGGAUGGGGUGAAGGUGACGGCUUUGUUGUUAGCAGUCUGGGGUUUUCUUUCAUACAUCUAUCAACAUUAUGUUGAUGAUUCUCAAUCCAAGGUUAACAAAACCAGUAAUAAUGAGGCUUCUGGGGCAGGGGCUGUAAUAGAGGUUUGUUGAUGACAUUUUUUUUUUUUUAAGAGAAGUGUAAAGAAAUUUCCACUGAAAACCCAGGAUUUGCGGCUAUGUGGGUUCCCAUUCAAUUUGGAUUUUUUUUUUUUUUCACUGUUUUGACUUUAUUUCUUAUAAAGUAAAAAAUGAAAACAAAAUAGAAAAGAAUGACAAUUGAGAGCAACUGAGUAACAAAGUGUGUGGCAUUGCAAUUGGAGUGAUUUACGUGCGAUGCUGAGAAAGCAUGG